This is a messenger RNA of Didymodactylos carnosus, 657 nucleotides long. The record is from the annotation of a GenBank genome assembly. NCBI's taxonomy places the organism in Eukaryota, Metazoa, Rotifera, Eurotatoria, Philodinida, Philodinidae.
UAGGCAAAUUUAUUCGUCACGCAAGCUCUCAAAAGAAAUUUAAAAAUGUCGUGCUUUCACUUCAGUUGUUUUCAAAUAACACUUGCAUUUAGAACUAAUUUAUUCUUUCCUCAUGUAAUAUUAUUCCUUCUGUUUUCUAGGAUGAUUGUGAUGCAUAUACAUUGAUGCGUUUAUCGGACAUAAUUCGUUCAUUACUUGUCACAUAUUCAGACUCAUAUUUAAUAUAUUUUGAUUCGUUAGCACCACAUUUUCAUCGAUUACUAGAAAGACAACGUAGUGUUUCUGAUCGUCAAUGGUCAUUACAUGUUUGGAAUGAUAUUAUUCAAUAUACUGGUGAAACAUCAUUUCGUUAUCAGCAAUAUUUUCUUCAACGUAUGGCUGAAUCGGUUCAAGAUGUAUCCGCUGAGAUUUGUGAGAUAGCCAGUUAUGGUUUCGGUGUAAUGGGCAUGUAUGUUGUUGCUGAAACCAAUAGUCGCUCCGAUGACAAUAUUAUGGCGACGGAAAAUGCUAUUAUUGCUGUUACGAAAAUACUCAAAUAUAAUAAUUCAAAAAUAGAAAAUUUUAAUAAAUUACUCGAAGUAUGGUUGAGUUGGCUGCCGAUUCGUGAAAGUACAGAAGAAGCAUCAUAUGUCUAUGAUUAUUUAUGUGAUCUGGCUG